GCCGCACUUCCGCCUUGGUGUCAGUGGGUCGCGGGCCUGCGGGGCGGGGGCGGGGCGGGCAGCGGAGCUCGGUCGGCGCUGGAGGGAUCGCGGUCCAGAUCUCCAGUGCCUAUUGGAUUUUUACCUUAAAAAGUUCAUAGCGUGAAGUUUCUUACACUGUCGAUGUAGAUCCAGUACAAUGAUUCAGUAGCAGACCCUACAGAUCAGGCAGCGGAGGAGCCUGGCCCUGAAGGAUGAACGGAGAGGAGGAGUUCUUCGACGCCGUCACAGGCUUUGAUUCUGAUAACUCUUCUGGGGAAUUUUCAGAGGCAAAUCAGAGAGUCACUGGCGUGAUUCAUGUGGACACCAGCAAAAGUAAUGGGAUUGGAAAAGUUGGGGAGAGGCCUCCUCAAGAGAAUGGAAUUCAAAAGCACAGGACAUCGUUGCCUGCCCCAAUGUUUACCAGAAGUGAUUUCAGCGUGUGGAGUAUAUUGAAAAAGUGCAUUGGCUUGGAGCUGUCCAAGAUCACGAUGCCCAUUGCCUUCAACGAGCCUCUGAGUUUCCUGCAGCGGAUCACGGAGUAUAUGGAGCACGUGUACCUCGUCCACAAAGCCUCCUGCCAGCCCCAGCCCCUGGAAAGGAUGCAGUCUGUAGCGGCCUUUGCAGUUUCGGCUGUGGCUUCCCAGUGGGAGAGGACCGGCAAGCCGUUCAAUCCACUCUUGGGGGAAACAUACGAGUUAACCAGGGAAGACUUGGGGUUCAGAUUCAUAUCCGAGCAGGUCAGCCACCACCCCCCCGUCAGUGCGUUUUACUCGGAGGGCCUCCAUCAGGACUUCCUGUUUCACGGCUCCAUCUACCCGAAGCUCAAGUUCUGGGGGAAGAGCGUGGAGGCGGAGCCCCGUGGUACCAUCACGCUGGAGCUUCUCAAACAUAAUGAAGCCUACACGUGGACCAACCCUACCUGCUGUGUCCACAACGUGAUUAUCGGGAAACUCUGGAUAGAGCAGUACGGGACGGUGGAGAUUGUAAACCACAGAACUGGAGAUAAGUGUGUGCUUCACUUUAAACCGUGUGGAUUGUUUGGAAAAGAACUUCACAAAGUGGAAGGGUACAUUCAAGACAAAAACAAAAAGAAGCUCUUUAUGAUCUAUGGCAAAUGGACGGAGUGUUUGUGGGGCCUGGACCCUGCUGCGUACGAGUCCUUCAAGAAGCAGGAGAGGAGAACCGAUUCCCUGCGGAAGACAAAGCUGGACGACUGCCCCGAGAAGGCCGACGGCGACGUGGUGGACGCCGUGCCGGAGGCUCAGGAGACGGUGCAGGUCAUUCCGGGCAGCAAGCUACUCUGGAGGGUCAACACCCGGCCCCCCAACUCCGCCCAGAUGUAUAAUUUCACGAGCUUCACGGUUAGUCUCAAUGAACUGGAGACGGGCAUGGAGAAGAUCCUGGCCCCCACCGACUGCCGGCUGCGCCCUGACAUCCGAGGCAUGGAGAACGGCAACAUGGAUCUGGCGAGCCAGGAGAAGGAACGGCUGGAGGAGAAGCAGAGGGAGGCCCGGAGGGAGCGGGCCAGGGAGGAGGCCGAGUGGCAGACGAGGUGGUUUCACCGAGGCAGUAACCCGUACACUGGGACCCCCGACUGGCUGUACGUGGGGGGCUACUUCGAGAGGGAUUUCUCAGGCUGCCCAGACAUCUACUGAGAGACCGGACCAGCCCCCCGACCGGAGACCCGAGAGGCUAGACUCCGUCAAGUGGCUGCUCUGAGCUUCAGUCACAGCAGAAACCAGCUUUUCUAACGGCUGUUCGUGGAGAUGGUACCAUCCCUGGUUGAGGAUUUAAUUCUAAUCGACUUUUGAUUGCCAAACAUUUUACUACUGUCGCAGUCUCUUCAUAAAGCUUCACUUGGGAUCGUCAUGUUUCCAUUAAGGUUUGAAAAGGAAAAUUCUUUACAGUUCCCUUUUAUGGGACAGAACCAGAGCUGGGGCUGGUGUAGAUUACAGCACCCUCUUAAUUACAAAAGUUAUAAAUAAAGGAAGUAACAGGACGGGGUCCACAUUCCUCCUUGUAACGCAGCGGCAAAGUGUUUCUGAAAGUAUUUUAAAUUUGAACCAGUAACAGGAAAAGAUGGAUCUUGAAAAAAGUCCCACCAAGAGCUUUUUAUAAAGGCCAGGAAUUGCUUUCUAGAUUACAGUAACGCAAAAGUGAAGAUUUUCAAAGCAUCUGAUUGAAUGAAAUGAAAAGUUGUCAGAGUCUGUAUUUUUUACCAAGCUUCAAUAAUGUAAAGAUUAUUAAGAUAUUUAAGUUCAAACUACUUGAAUAAUAUUUUGCUGAAGAGCAAGACAGGCAUUAACAUCACGUGUACACUGUCCAAAAUGAAGCAUUACCACGACAACCGAGGGUGGCCAGAAACCUUGACAAAAAGCCCCCAGACGGCUCCCAGCCCUGACAGGUUUGGGCGCCCGCCUCCGGCCCCCAGGGCUCCCCUGUCACUGCAGGCCACACCCACGUCACAGAGUGAGUCACAACAGUUGGCCUGUCCCUGCGGCACCUGUGUUCCUGUCCUGCAUGUGUGAAAUACGAGGGACCUGCCUCGGGGGGCACCGAGGGCGGGGGGGGUCCGAGCAGUCUGCUUCCAGCGGUGUCAUUACCGUUGUGCGUCCAUCUCUGCACACGUCUGCACCAGUGACUGUUUACUUUCCGUAGAGAAGCCAACACCACCGGUCGUUGCAGAGCUCUUUGAAUUGAAGACAAUCUGCUGCGUGCGCAGACGCACACCCGCACACGCACGCGCACACACACGCACCUGUACGCAGUGGUGGGUUCUCAGCGAGAGGGUGUCGGCAUUUUGUGUCCCAGCUUCAGAAUCACGUUUGUAAUUAAAACACUUUUAAAAGCAAA
Balaenoptera acutorostrata (minke whale) is the source of this 2874-nucleotide messenger RNA. It is a transcript of the gene OSBPL2, whose product is annotated as oxysterol binding protein like 2. The transcript has 14 exons. Gene Ontology annotation, molecular function: cholesterol binding. NCBI's taxonomy places the organism in Eukaryota, Metazoa, Chordata, Mammalia, Artiodactyla, Balaenopteridae. Gene Ontology annotation, cellular component: membrane; intracellular membrane-bounded organelle; cytosol. The record is from RefSeq and is a predicted model, not a curated record. Bases 234 to 1676 code for a protein of 480 amino acids.